ACAUGACGUCAUUAGACUGCGCGCAGAGCGCGACGGCGCGGCCGGCGAAGCGGGACUGGCUGGUGGGAAAACGAAACUGCGGGAGGAGGCGGAGGCUCUGGCAGCAGCCGGGCCGGUGGCGACGGCGACGACAUUGUCGGCCUGACCCCUCCUUUCCGCUCCCGGGCAGCUCGCCCUCUCCCCUCAGCAAUCCUUGCUGUGAUCACAGUGGCUGGAAGCCAAGGGCAGCUGACUGUCUGGAUUUAUGGUUGCAGUUAACAAUGAAGAGGAGAACUGACCCAGAAUGCACUGCCCCCAUCAAGAAACAGAAAAAAAGAGUUGCAGAACUUGCGCUGAGCCUCAGCUCCACAUCGGAUGAUGAGCCUCCCACCCCUGUCAGUCAUCCAGCAAAAGUUUCUGUGACAAGCCUUAGUGAGUCUGACAGUGAGAAUGAAGGGAAGCCACGCAGCUCUGACUCUUUUGAUGAUACAUUCAAAGCAGACUCGCUUGUGGAAGGGACGUCUUCUCGCUACUCCAUGUACAACAGUGUCUCCCAGAAGCUCAUGGCCAAGAUGGGCUUCAAGGAAGGGGAAGGAUUGGGUAAAUUCAGCCAGGGUCGGAAGGACAUCGUUGAAGCCUCUAAUCAGAAGGGUCGAAGAGGCCUGGGGCUGACUCUGCAGGGCUUUGAUCAGGAACUGAAUGUGGACUGGCGAGAUGAGCCAGAGCCCAGUGCCUGUGAGCAGGUGUCAUGGUUCCCAGAAUGUACCACGGAAAUUCCUGACACUCAAGAAAUGAGUGAUUGGAUGGUUGUGGGAAAGAGAAAGAUGACUAUUGAAGAUGAGACGCAGUUCUGUGGGGCGGAACUGCUGCACAGCAUGCUGCAGUGCAAGAGCGUGUUUGAUGUCCUGGAUGGGGAGGAGAUGCGGCGAGCUCGGACCCGGGCCAAUCCCUACGAGAUGAUCCGAGGAGUCUUCUUCCUCAACAGGGCAGCGAUGAAGAUGGCAAACAUGGACUUUGUGUUUGAUCGCAUGUUCACAAAUCCCCGGGACUCCAGUGGGUUGCCCCUGGUGAAGGACCGGAACGCUGAGCUUUUGUACUUUGCUGACGUGUGCGCAGGCCCUGGUGGCUUCUCUGAGUAUGUGCUGUGGAAGAAGAAGUGGCACGCGAAGGGCUUUGGGAUGACUCUGAGGGGCCCCAAUGACUUCAAGCUGGAGGACUUCUACUCGGCCUCCAGUGAGCUCUUCGAGCCGUACUACGGUGAGGGUGGGGUUGAUGGAGAUGGAGAUAUCACCCGCCCAGACAACAUCGCUGCCUUUCGGAACUUUGUCCUGGACAACACAGACCGCAAAGGUGUCCACUUUCUGAUGGCCGAUGGGGGCUUCUCUGUGGAGGGGCAGGAGAACCUGCAGGAGAUCCUCAGCAAGCAGCUGCUGCUGUGCCAGUUCCUCAUGGCACUGUCUGUUGUCCGCACAGGAGGCCACUUCAUCUGUAAAACCUUCGACCUCUUCACACCCUUCAGCGUGGGGCUCAUCUACUUGCUGUACUGCUGCUUUGAACGUGUGUGUCUCUUCAAGCCCGUUACCAGCCGGCCUGCCAACUCUGAGAGGUACGUGGUGUGCAAGGGCUUGAAGGUGGGGACAGAUGAUGUUCGCGAGUACCUCUUCUCGGUGAACAUGAAACUCAACCAGCUUCGGAACACCGAUUCUGACGUCAACCUCGUGGUCCCCCUGAAGGUGAUCAAGGAUGACCCAGAGUUUACUGACUACAUGGUCCGCUCCAAUGAGGGCCACUGUAGCCUGCAGAUCAAAGCUUUAGCCAAAAUCCACGCCUUUGUUCAGGACACGACCCUGAGUGAGCCUCGGCAGGCGGAGAUCCGGAAAGAGUGCCUCCGGCUCUGGGAGAUUCCGGACCAGGCUCGAGUUGCUCCUUCUUCUUCGGACCCAAAGUCUAAGUUCUUCGAGCUGAUCCAGGGCACUGAGAUCGACAUCUUCAGCUAUAAGCCUACACUGCUCACUGCCAAAACCCUGGAGAAGAUCCGGCCUGUGUUCGACUACCGCUGCAUGGUGUCCGGCAGCCAGCAGAAGUUCCUCCUCGGCAUGGGGAAGUCCCAGAUCUAUACAUGGGAUGGCCGCCAGUCAGACCGCUGGGUCAGGCUGGACCUGAAGACGGAGCUGCCCCGGGACACUCUGCUGUCUGUGGAGAUCGUGCACGAGCUAAAAGGGGAGGGGAAGGCCCAGAGGAAGAUCAGUGCCAUCCACAUCCUUGAUGUCCUUGUGCUGAACGGCAGUGAUGUCCGGGACCAGCAUUUCAACCAGCGAAUUCAGCUUGCCGAGAAGUUUGUGAAAGCCGUUUCCAAGCCCAGUCGCCCUGACAUGAAUCCCAUCAGAGUGAAAGAGGUGUACAGGCUGGAGGAGGUGGAAAAGAUUUUUCUCAGGCUGGAAAUGAAGAUCAUCAAGGGCUCCAGCGGCACUCCGAGGCUCAGCUACACCGGGCGGGAUGACCGGCACUUCGUGCCCACAGGCCUCUACAUAGUCAGGACAGUGAACGAGCCUUGGACCAUGGGGUUCAGCAAAAGCGUCAAGAGGAAGUUCUUCUACAACAAGAAGACCAGGGACUCCACCUUUAACAUCCCCACGGACUCCAUUGCCCCGUUUCAUGUCUGCUACUUCAGCCGGCUCUUCUGGGAGUGGGGAGAUGGCAUCCGCGUGCACGACUCCCAGAAGCCGCAGGAUGUGGACAAGCUGUCCAAGGAGGAUGUCCUUUCCUUCAUCCACAUGCACAGCCACUGAGCCAGGCCUGGGCGCUCCUGCCGAAUGCCCUGUCCCUCCCAGGGCAGGGUGCUCUGCACGGUUCCUUCUGCCUCUGUGAAGGAGCUAGGGAGCACCAAGCCUGGGGGUCGGCAGGGGCCGUCAGAGGACACGUGUUCCUGGGACAGGUUUAAGGUCAGCGCCCAGAGGACAGGGCAGAGCAGAGGUCUUUGGGCACUGCCGCUCUCCCAGGGCUCCUGCAGACGGCACCACCCCUCGGGGUGGCCAGGCCCCUGCUGUGCCCAGCUUUAAUUGGGCCAACCCUGGGUGGGUAGAGCCCACUGUGGUUUCUGCCCAGGAGCAGCUGUUGUACAAGUUAAGAGUUUUGAGUUUGCUGUGUUGAUGCCAAGUUGGAGACAACUCUGUCUCCUUCCCGUCUUGAGCCCUUCCCUGGAGUCCUAGCACGGCCAGCAACACUUGGGAUCAGAGCUGUGUUGUCUUUGGCACUGGCUGUGACUGCGGAGCCUUCCUGGGCCACCUGCUUUUCAUCCAAAAGUUGGGCAGCUCGAAGAGGGCAGGAAGUGGCCUUGGAGACCUGCCUUUCCUCUCCCCUAGCAGCAGUGGCCCUCCUGGUAGCAGAGUGCUGAGCUGGAGGUUGCUCUUUGCCACCCUUCCUCCCAUUAGGAGGGACGGUCUGCUUUUGUCUGCUCAUGGUCACUCCGUUUCCUCCAUCUUGGCAGAGGCACAGAGAGGAAAGGAAGCGGGGCAGCAGCCCUGGACAGGGGAGGGUGCUCUGGUUGUUUUUAACAGGAAAUAACUUUGAGAGGCUCCUGUGACUCCCUAGGGCCCCAGCCUGGUGCCAGUCUGGUUUCCAUGGCGAUAGGGCACUGAGGCUCCUGGCAGGUUGGAAUUGACUCCACAGGGCCUUCAGCCAACACCCAGGCUGGCAGUGACACGGUGGGGACACCGUAUUCCACCCAGCUUUGGGCUCAACGGUAUGUUCUGCAAAAUCUUGGUUCAUUAAAGAUGAACAUAUUUUUAA
Heterocephalus glaber (naked mole-rat) is the source of this 3768-nucleotide messenger RNA. It is a transcript of the gene Cmtr1, whose product is annotated as cap methyltransferase 1. NCBI's taxonomy places the organism in Eukaryota, Metazoa, Chordata, Mammalia, Rodentia, Bathyergidae. Gene Ontology annotation, molecular function: methyltransferase cap1 activity; protein binding; nucleic acid binding. The record is from RefSeq and is a predicted model, not a curated record. Gene Ontology annotation, cellular component: nucleus; cytoplasm. Gene Ontology annotation, biological process: methylation; 7-methylguanosine mRNA capping.